AGUAUUUGCAGGUCGCUGCCGACAAUCAUUCGCACUUGUCUCCUCAACAAUUCAAACCGUCAGCAUGAGAGAAACUAAAGCAGAUGCUGUUGCUCAAGAAGCACGUAUGUCGCUCCUGAUUGAGCCAGAAAAUGUGAAGACCGACAAGCCGGUGGAGUCCUUCCGCGACUACACGAUCGACGACACGGAUCCCAUUAGACAACGGGUCCGCAGGACGUACUAUGCUAUGCACACUAACAUGACCGUUGAUUUUGUUAAGGCAAAAAUGGAGAAAUGGUUAAAGUUCAACCACUUCAAAGCCACCAUGAAGGAGGCUCUAUACCUCAUGAACCAGCUCGUAGACGAAUCGGACCCGGACCUGGACCUGCCAAACAUCGUCCACGCUUUCCAGACCGCUGAGAGGAUCCGGGAGGACCAUCCUAACGAGGAGUGGUUCCAGUUUGUCGGACUCAUUCAUGAUGUUGGAAAGGUGAUGGCUCUAUACGACGAGCCUCAAUGGUGUGUGGUCGGAGAGACCUUCCCGGUCGGCUGCAAGCGCGACAAACACAUUGUGUAUGGAGAUGACAGCUUCAAAGACAAUCCUGAUACAUACAACCCUAAAUACAAUUCUCUCUACGGAAUGUAUGAGCCGAAAUGUGGUAUUGAAAAACUGAUGAUGUCCUGGGGUCACGAUGAAUACCUGUACCAUGUACUGAAGCAUAACAACGCCAAGAUACCCGAAGAAGGUCUUGCUAUGAUCAGAUACCACUCCUUCUAUCCAUGGUACGGUUGCCAUGACUACUCACACUUUAUGACGAAAGAGGACGAAAAACUCAAGGAAACUGUUUUAAGACUAACGAAAUACGACUUGUACAGUAAGAGUGCUAAAGUUCCCGACAUCGAUGCUCUUUGGCCCUACUACGAAGGCCUUAUCGAGAAGUUCUGCCCCGGCGUCCUUGAAUGGUAAUCCGAUUUCCUGCCCAUGUGUUAUCGAAGUGAUAAAUUGUUUUAUAUUAUUGUUAAGUUGUGUAUAGCAUACUUAAAGGUUAUCGUGUAGUUAUUGUGGUUAUGGUUUAAGUUAAAUAAAGCGUCUGUUGUUA
This is a messenger RNA of Colias croceus (clouded yellow), 1079 nucleotides long. RefSeq names its product inositol oxygenase-like. The transcript has 7 exons. Gene Ontology annotation, cellular component: cytoplasm. Gene Ontology annotation, biological process: inositol catabolic process. Gene Ontology annotation, molecular function: inositol oxygenase activity; iron ion binding. The record is from RefSeq and is a predicted model, not a curated record. Lineage: Eukaryota; Metazoa; Arthropoda; Insecta; Lepidoptera; Pieridae. Bases 65 to 946 code for a protein of 293 amino acids.